Molecule: messenger RNA, 2984 nt
Organism: Bemisia tabaci
Lineage: Eukaryota; Metazoa; Arthropoda; Insecta; Hemiptera; Aleyrodidae
Gene: Pex7
Product: peroxisomal biogenesis factor 7
Biological process (GO): protein import into peroxisome matrix
Cellular component (GO): peroxisomal matrix; cytosol
Molecular function (GO): protein binding
Source: RefSeq, a predicted model, not a curated record
AUUCACCUUACGUCUGAAAAAAAAAAACAAUGUGGUUUCUGUCUUUACUGAUUAAGUAAUUUUACUUUCGUCUCGUUUUAUCAUUGAUAUUUCACCCGCUGAAGGUGCCUAAAGUGGUACGUUUCUUGAAAAGUGACUCCAAAGACAAUCUGUUAAGUAACAUUGGCAUCUGAAAUAACCUACAAUCCCGUUUAAUUUGAGUCUGAGCCCUGUUAUCUUGCUCAUUUGCAUUCAGUCCUCUGGGUAUACAACCGUCUCAUCUCGACCUCAUCUCCCUGAAUCAUGAGGUGCUCUUCUUUUAUUUAUGGAAAUCCAGUGGAGUAAGAUCCCAACCAUCUGUUGCUCUUCACCUCCUAGUGCACUCAAAAUGCCAGUAUCAAAUUCAUCAUGCACAAGUCAGUCUCAGAAGUAAGCUCAAUUCACUGAAUCCUCCGUCUAUGCUCGAACGAAGACACUCUUAUGCAUUGGUACUAUCCUGCAAGUGUCUGACGUAGUGACUGUUUGUAUUCUGGUGAUCAAACUGUCCUAUUAGUUCCUAGACUAUAGUUAUUCUUGCUGCGCUUAUUAAAGACGCCGGGGGACGAAUUCAAAUCUUUGGAAAGUAAAGCCAUCAAGUCUGAAUCUACAUGGAUACGCUCUCUUGAAGAGGUGAUGCUAGUGUUUUGAAGACCAAAGUGAAGGUCGCAAGCAUAGAAUGACCUCUUUUUUAACGCCAAAUCGCCAUGGCUACUCAGUACGGUUUUCCCCAUUUGAUGGAAAAAAAAUUGUGGUUGCUACUUCUCAGUAUUUUGGGCUCGCAGGAGGUGGAACGCUAUUUGCGUUGCAGGUGACACCAGAUGACUCUCUAGUAGAGGCGGGCAAAUUUGAGUGGCCAGAUGGCUUGUUUGAUGUGGUGUGGAGCGAAACAAACCCUGAUCUUGUUGUCACAGCUAGCGGUGACUGCUCUCUCCAGCUUUGGAACCUCUGCCAAGAUCCGUUUCCUGUACAAAUUUUCAAGGAACACAAAAAAGAAGUUUACUCAGUUGACUGGAGUCAGACACGAACUGAGCAGCUCAUAUUAUCUGCAUCUUGGGAUUGCACGGUAAAACUGUGGGACCCAACUCGAAAAGAAUCACUCGCCACUUUUCCUGGUCACUCGCAGCUUGUAUACAAUGCUAAAUGGUCACCCCAUGUACCAUCUUGUUUUGCGUCUGUAUCAGGUGACGGAACCUUGCGAGUGUGGAAUGCACAGCUUCCUCAGCGAGCAUCGAUAUCUUUCAAAGUUCAUGAUGCUGAAGUCCUAAGCUGCAGCUGGUGCAAAUAUAAUCUCAAUCUCCUGGCCACAGGUGGAUCGGAAGGUCUGAUACGAGGCUGGGAUUUGCGGAACCCCAGUUGUCCUAUAUUUGAACUCAGAGGCUGUGAAUAUGCUGUGCGACGAGUGCAAUUUUCUCCCCAUCAGGCAUCUCUUUUAGGCUCAGUCUCGUACGACUUCACCACGCGCAUUUGGGAUAUCAACCAAUCACCAAGUGCCAUAGAAACAAUCAAGCACCACUCUGAAUUUGUCUAUGGUUUGGACUUUAAUAAUCUCGUGGAAGGUCAGAUUGCUGAUUGUGGCUGGGAUUCUUUAGUGCAUGUAUUUAGCCCUUCAUCAUUACGCGAUAGGGAACAACGAUAACUUCUGCCUAGAAGGCACUAUUGCUGCUAAUUAGUUCCAAGAAAUUUUCGUUCCCCUUGGGGUAGCAUUUUUCUUUUUCAAAGCCCACAGUACUCUUAAAUCAUAAAAAUAUCCAAUAUUUUCAAGAGUACCUGUAAAAUGGAAGUUUUUCUCUGAAAAUUUGGGCAGCACCGUUGUCCUAGUUACACAAAUGCAAAGGUAAAUGGUACUCUGGACCAAGAGUGCAAAAUGUUCACAACUGAAAGACUGACAGUUCAGGAUGUGGUUGUUACCACAAAUUGAAAAGCUGGAGGGCUCUUUUCUUUCUUGGAGCGUCGGGGAAUGAUGUAUUUAUGAGUUAAAGUCACACAGAAUGAUGCAUUUCCUUUGAAUCAGGUUGAAAAGCAGAUAUCCUUAGAGUAGUAGCAGUUGUGUUGAGGCAUAGUCCUUAAUAUUUUUGGUUGUACAAAUUCUGCACUCAAAGUGGCCCAACAUGGAGAGGUGCAUGUCUAUGAGAAAUGUAAAAUGUUAGGAAUUUUACCUGACUCUUACCAAAUUUUGAAAGACGAAGAAGAAAAAACUAGAUUCUAUUUCAGAUAAGUUUACCUCCUGACUUUACCAAAGCAGAUGAAAAGGGUAAAUCCAUCUGAAAUGAGGUCUAAAAAUUUAGUAAGAAUGCUCAGAAAUAAAUAAAUUUUUCAUUGAGUCAUUUCAUUUAAAGGAGGCUAUCGAACAAAUUAUUGUAAACUAGCUAUGUAACAUGUGCUGCUGUAUGCAUGCCAAGCCAUGGAAAAGACUCAAUCCUGCUAUACGAGAAGGACAAGUGAAAAAAGGGGAAUGCUCCGCACUUCUGUUUCUGAACCAAGUCAAAGACCUCUCCUCUAAAAGAGUAGGGUUUUAUAAAUUCACUCUUUCAGCAUUGAACAGAUUUUCUACUCCACAUUGAUACACCUAUCUCAUUGGUUAGCAUCUGCAAAUUUGCAAUAAUGUGAUAUAUUUUGAAGAAAGUAUAUGGAAACUCAGACAUUUUAGUCGAGAGUGUUUAAGAUAACGACUUACAUUUUUUUAAGUCAGAAGAUUCGUUGGAUCUCAAUUGUGUAAGUAAUGGAUAUUUUCAUGUUCUCAUUUAUGGAGGUAUUAAUUCAUUUGAUGAAAUUAAAAUACCUAUCAAAGAAUAAUUCCAGAAAAUGGACAAGCUAAAUGUCAAAAAAUGUUAUGUUCGCUCUACAGCUAAAAAUAGGCAACAUUGUUGCUGCUUGUUGUCCAUGGUACUUGACUGUUGUGCCCCAUUGUUGUCGAGCUUGUAUCUUUAAAAAAUCGGCUCAAUAAACCAGCAUCCUUGCUUUCAUUU